Octodon degus (degu) is the source of this 3228-nucleotide messenger RNA. It is a transcript of the gene Golm1, whose product is annotated as golgi membrane protein 1. The record is from RefSeq and is a predicted model, not a curated record. Gene Ontology annotation, cellular component: Golgi apparatus. The transcript is spliced from 10 exons. NCBI's taxonomy places the organism in Eukaryota, Metazoa, Chordata, Mammalia, Rodentia, Octodontidae. Bases 540 to 1709 code for a protein of 389 amino acids.
AUCAAACCUCCAACCCAUGCUUCUUCCUAAGGAGGCGCUUUAGUCCGCUGAGUUAUCUGGCCAGCCCAAGAAUGGACCUUUAUAAGGAAUGUCAAGUCAAUGCUUACACACACACACACACACACACACACACACACACUCGUGUAUAUAUGUUCUAAGAAAAUCUAAUGAAACUUGGAAGCGAUCCACAUUCAGUAAAGAUGCAGCUAAUUUCAGCCAGCUGCCUUUGCACCUAAACGUAUCGAUGUGCUACCUAAUGUGUGAGGGUCACUGACUUAGUGGCUAAUGAGUUGCUGGUAAACGAGACACUUGGUAGAGCCCUACUGGAAAGCACAAUAAAGGGAAGCGGAGGUCCACCGCGCUAGGAAGGCAGACGAAGCCUGGGGAGCUAAGAGCAGCGCUAAAGGUCCACUUUCCUGACUGCGGUCACUCAGGUCGCAGAUCACGCGCGAAUCUUCUUCAGCUCGGCCCACUGCAGCUCUACUCCGGGUGGCGAUGGGGCAGGCCGCGGGCCAGCAGGUCCACGGCCUGGUUUUAAGAUGAUGGGCUUGGGGAAUGGGCGUCGAAACAUGAAGUCCCCACCCCUCGUGCUGGCUGCCCUGGUGGCCUGCGUCAUUGUCUUGGGCUUCAACUACUGGAUGGCCAGCUCUCGGAAUGUGGAUCUCCAGACACAGAUCCUGGAGCUGGAAGGCCGGGUGCGCAGGGCAGCCGCCGAGAGAGGCGCCGUGGAGCUGAAGAAGAAUGAAUUCCAGGGAGAGCUGGAGAAGCAGAGGGAGCAGCUGGACAGGAUUCAGUCCAGCCACAGCUUCCAGCUGGAGAGUGUCAACAAGCUGUACCAGGACGAGAAGGCUGCAUUAGUGAACAACAUCACCACAGGUGAGAAGCUCAUCAGAGACCUGCAAGACCAGCUGAAGGCCCUGCAGAGGAGGUACGGGCGGCUGCAGCAGGAUGUGCUCCAGUUCCAGAAGAACCAGACCAACCUGGAAAGAAAGUUCUCCUAUGACCUGAACCAAUGCAUCAGUCAGAUGAAAGAGGUGAAGGAGCAGUGUGAAGAGCGAAUAGAAGAGGUCACUAGAAAGGGACAUGAAACUGCAGCUUCCAGAAAGAGUGAAAGAAAUGACCAACGUCAGCAGGCUCCCAGUGAAUCCCAGCCCAGACUGCAGGAAGCUGGCUUGCCACAGGCCACAGUGCCACAAGCAAAGGGAGGUGUGUCCAGCAAGGGGAAGUCCCAGAUCCCAGUGCUCCAUUCUGAGGUGGUUUUGGAUUUGAAGGAACAAGCUAAAAAAGAGGAAACCAAUGAGAUCCCGGAUGUGAGUGAAGAAGUUCAGAGAAACAGUGGUGGGUUGCCCCAGGAGCCAGGCCAAGGAAAGGCUGCAGAAAACAUGGCCAAAGGUGGCAAAGGCUUUGGGGGAGCUGGAGAACUUAGCCGCACCAUACAGGUGCCAGCUGUCCUGUCAGUGAGCCCAGAAAACCAAGCAGCAGAAGAACCUGAGCGAGACCAGCUUGUUAUCCGUGAAGGGCCAGAGGAACAGGCUGCUGCUAGGGAAGGAGAUGAUGACUACAACAUGGAUGAAAAUGAAGCAGAAUCGGAAACAGACAAGCAGGCAGCCCUUGCUGGGAGUGACAGAAACUUAAAUGUUUUUAAUGCUGAGAAGAGAGACAUCAUACAUUUAUUUGAUCAGCGUGAAAAGCGGAAUCAUACACUGUGAAUCAAACUGGCACUGUGUACUUCGUCAGGACUGAACAGAUCCGUACAAACCAUUCAUGAGUGACUGAGUACUCGAAGCUGUGAAAUGUACUAAGUAAAGUGCACAUCUAAAGAUAAUUGUAUGGGUUUAGUACGUACUUUAUGAAAACUGGGUCUGUCUCAAAUUGGGAGUUUUUUGGGGGUAUUUUUUUGUCUGUAAUAGGAUGCCAGUUUGUUAAACCUUUUCAGCUAAUAGGUAUUUCACAAGGUCACAAAUAGAGAUCAAGUUCUCCUUCCAAUAUGGCAGCAGUGGAGCUUCUGUGUUUAAAAAAAAUAAAAAGCCUGUAGGUGCCCACCUGACAGAAAAGAGGUGGGCUGCACAGAUACCCUGGUCUGGCUGGAUCCUGUCCACACAUUGUGCCUGCUGCUGGUGCCAGCCCGUCUGUCACUCCUGCUCUGAGUGACAAGCUAAUGCUCCUGUGCACUCCUGAUUUGAACUAUCCCAGCCUAAAGCACUGUUAACAUAGACAUCAUUAGCAGUUUAAACAAGCCUGAAUAUAGAGCUGCUUGGGUCAGAGUUUUAAAAAGACUGACAUAUAAUGAGCCUUAUCAUUAUAAAACAAUACUGAUUUAUAAUUUGGAAGUUUGUGGUCUAGCCUUACUUUGAAGCAAAGCAAAAUCUUCCUUUAAGUUCGUUACCAAGGAGAGCUAUGACUAAAUUAGACUUGUGGCAACAGGGGCUGAAACAGCUGGCCCUGCCCGGCAUACCCACAGCAAGACAGACACAAGUCAUAGCAAUGAUAGGCCUGCGCCCCCUUUGUCGUCAAAGUAAAAGACGAAGCUGAUGCUGAAGGAUAUAUGUUACAAAAUGGGUAUGUCUAGAAAGGCAAAAGAAAUGCUGUUUUAUCCUUACACACGUAGCUCUGGUAAAUGACUUGUGAAAUCGAUUUUAAAAAAUCAGAGGUUAAGAUUGAAAAUGAUGGUUUAGUCAUAACCCAGUAAUAAUGACAAUGAGGUUUGACCUGAUUCUUAAUACUUAUGGUAAACAGGCUCUUACUGCUUGUAAGUCACACUGAUGACCUUCAGAAGUACUAUGGGAUGGAGAAGGAAGCACAGGAUGUAAUGCAGGGGCUUCAGGGAUCAUUUGGUUAGCUCCCUCUUUUCCAGAGGGGAUUAUGGGGCCCAGAAAUUCAGGAGCAUCUAGAUAUAGGGCUGGACUCCCCACAGGGUGCACUGAAUGGCCAUGUAGUCCACAAAGGCAGAAUUAUGUGUAUGUUUUUUCAUGUAACCAUCUCCAACAUGUUUGGGUUUUUUUAUCCAGUCUUAAGAUAUAGCUUGUCUACCCUAAAAAGACAACUGAAGAAAGUAUGGAAAUAUCUAAGUAGAUUUCAGCCCAAGUUCUUUUUCACUCUCCCUUUGUGUCUAUCUUAGGGCUGACAAGAAUUUUCUUGUUUUCUCAGUUGAACUAUUCAUCUCAUGUUUAAUGUGUGUAACAUUGCUGAGAAAUAAAGUACUGUAAGUUCAAUUUUUAAAACUUUUAA